AUGGCUUACGCAGGGCUCAACACUGCUUUGACUUCGUCGUACAAGACCAGGACGAGGGCUGACCCGGACCCGCGGAGGACGUUGGAGCCCGCGCCUUUGAAGUACGCCGGCGCACCCCCUUCGGUCGUCCAAAUCGUACGCCAACAGUGCCACGUGUUCGCGUACAACACGUCCGGGCGACCCACUUGCAUCAUCAUGCGACGCCGCACCGUGUCCAGCGGGUACGACAGCAGCCCCGCCACGGUCUGCACCGUUUGCGUGACGAUCCAUUUUUACCACACGUGGGCGUCAGGGGGGUAUCGGGGGGGAUCGCCAAGACUGCCACGGCGCCCAUCGAGCGCGUCAGGUUUCCUGCAAGUGCAAGCUGCGUCGACCCAAAUCAAGCAGCCGUACACCGGCAUCCUCAACUGCUUUGUCCGCGUGUUUCACGAACAAGGCCUGGCGUCGUUCUGGCGAGCGCUCAACUUUGCCACGAAGGACAAGUACAAACAGCUCUUCUUGCCCACCGGAUCCAAGGAAAAUAUGGGGUUUUGGUGGUUCUUUCUCUGCAACAUGGCCGCAGGGGGGGCUGCCGGGGCCAACUCCCUCGCCGCGCAGCACCCCCGCGUCCACCGUGGGUUGUGGCACUGCCUCACGGACAUGUACGCCACGAGCGGCCUCCGGGGGCUGUACUGGGGGUUCGGGGUGUCUAUGGGGGGGAUCAUCGUGUACCGCGCGUCGCUCUUUGGCGGGUACGACACCGCUCGAGACGUGUGGCUGACCAAGGACGCCCCCUUGUGGCAAAAAUGGAUCGUCGCGCAAACGGUGCAGACCGUGGCGGGGCUGCUGUCGUACCCGCUGGACACGGUGCGGCGUCGCAUGAUGAUGCAAGUGGGUCGCCCGGACGUGUUGUACGCGAACACGUGGCACUGUUGGCGUACGAUUUGGACGACCGAAGGGGGUGCGCCGGCGUACUUCAAAGGCGCGGGCUCCAACGUCCUCCGCGGGUCCGGGUCAGCCCUCGUCCUGGUCUUGUACGACGAAGUCAAAGCAGUGUUGAGCCCUGCGUAA
Molecule: messenger RNA, 1050 nt
Organism: Aphanomyces astaci
Lineage: Eukaryota; Oomycota; Saprolegniomycetes; Saprolegniales; Verrucalvaceae
Exons: 4
Coding region: 1-1050 (349 amino acids)
Biological process (GO): mitochondrial ATP transmembrane transport; mitochondrial ADP transmembrane transport
Cellular component (GO): mitochondrial inner membrane
Molecular function (GO): ATP:ADP antiporter activity
Source: RefSeq, a predicted model, not a curated record